Molecule: messenger RNA, 1771 nt
Organism: Onychostoma macrolepis
Lineage: Eukaryota; Metazoa; Chordata; Actinopteri; Cypriniformes; Cyprinidae
Gene: wipf1a
Product: WAS/WASL interacting protein family, member 1a
Exons: 8
Coding region: 229-1563 (444 amino acids)
Molecular function (GO): actin binding
Source: RefSeq, a predicted model, not a curated record
CUUUCACAGACACUGUGUGAGGAAACGCAUGUGGUCACAAUCGUUUGCAUGCUGCGAUCAUCAGCUCGUUCUGUUGCAUGAGCAGCUCUUCACAGCACCACUGCUUACUUUGAUAGGUCUGUGGAGUCACAGAGAGGAAGUGCAGCGCAACUUUCUACAAAACCUUGGAUCUGGUGACUCCAAAUGCUCUGACACGGUCUUCUAGGUUAGAAAGAAAGAAGAGGAAAUAUGUCUGGCCCGCCACCACCACCCCCUCCUGGCCCUCCCCCAACCUUUGCAGUGGCAAACAUAGAGAAGCCCAAUCUGAACAGAUCUGAGCAGCAAGGGAGAAAUGCUUUACUAUCAGAUAUCAGCAAAGGAGCUCGACUGAAGAAAGCCGUCACCAAUGAUCGGAGUGCUCCAGCGCUGGACAAGCCCAAAGGAGGCGGAGGAGGUGGAGGUGGAGGUGGUGGAGGAGGAGGUGGAGGGUUUGGGGGCGGAGCUCCAGGUGGAAUGGGUGGGCUGUUUCAGGGUGGAAUGCCAAGACUGAGAUCAUCAGGAAACAGAGACAACACUGCAGUAAGACCACCGAUGCCUCCUUCAACGGGGAGAUUCCCAGCACCCAGCAACCCAGCAGGAAGCAGACCCCCACUCCCAAGCGCCGGACGACCUUCUCCUGGGAGGGCUGGACCCCCACCUGUACCAGCCUCAUCUCGCUCACCCCAGCACAGCUCUCCCAGCGGCCUACCGCCUCUACCUGGAGGGCGACCGCCAAGUUCCUCACCUUCUGUUCCACUCCCCAGCCAGCCGGCCAGACGUCCAAGCGUUCCUCCCACCCUGAGGGAGUCCCAGUCUUCCUUCCCUCCACCCCCAAUGCCCGCAAGUGGCCGGCCGCCAUUACCCACAAUCCCAAGCAGACCCUCAGAUGACUUCCCUCCUCCUCCACCACCCACUGGAGGAAGAAGAGCGUCAUUUUCUCGAGAUGGACCACUACCACCACCGCCGCCAUCCAAUGAGAGUAAACCACUGAGUUCUCAGAGGCCUAUGGGUAAUCCGCCUCCAUCCUUUCCUCCAGCAAGAGGAGGGGCCCCACCUAUCCCACCAUCCUCACGGGAUGAGCCCAACAUUAGAGGCUCUCCGAGAAACAGCCUUCCACCUCCACCGCCUCCUGGACGCUCCAGCCCACUUCCGCCACCACCCAGUGAGAGGCCGCCUCCAUCAGGAAGAAGCCCAUCAAUACGGUCAGGUCCUCUACCACCUCCACCCAGUGGAGGAGGAGGCAGAGGAAUGUCUCCCCCCGUGCCUCCUCCUAAUCGUCCCGGAGGAUCAGGCAGACCCCCUCUACCCUCAGACCCUCCCAGAGUGCCCAGCUUCCCUCCACCACCCCCUGACACCAUCAAUGGCUACCAGUGCCCUCCACCAUCUGCCACAGAUGAGUGGGGGUUGAGGUUUUCCUUCCAUUCUCUGUCUGAAUUACCCCCACCAGAGCCAUACGUCUCCUUCUCCAAGUCUUACCCCAGCAAAGCUGGCAGCAAAGGAACGAGAGACAGAGGAGCGCCACCCUUGCCACCACUUCCCAGAUAAAAAUGCUUUGACAUUAUAUAGUGUGAGGUGGAUUUUCAUCUGCUGAAUGAGACUCAGGAACUCAUUUGUGAAAAUAUGAAUGUUUUUAGCUUUUCAGUUACAUUUUUUUAAAAUCACUUUUUCAUGCAUUUUAAUCCUUUGGGGGUAAUUUUAUAUCAUGGUACAAAUAUAUGUCCAGAUAUGGCGAUUAAAGUGCAUUCUGUCAUCA